CUCUCUGUGGCUGAAGCGGACUGGCUGGGAGAGGCCCCGGAAGUGAUGCUCGAGGAAGCCCACGUGUGCGUUUCUCUUCCACAUGGCGGUGCUCCUGAAGAGGCUGCUGCAGUCGGUGAGGCCCCCAGCGGCCUUGGGCCGGCCCAUGGGACCGCGCGAGGCCAGCCUGGGCACUGAUCCCGGGGCUGCGGUGCGAGUACGGUUCGCCCCCAGUCCCACAGGCUUCUUGCAUCUGGGCGGCCUCCGCACUGCCUUGUACAACUAUAUCUUUGCCAAGAAGCACCAGGGGAGCUUCAUCCUCAGGCUGGAGGACACAGAUCAGACCCGCCUUGUGCCUGGGGCAGCGGAGAAUAUUGAAGACAUGCUGGAGUGGGCAGGCAUCCCGCCUGACGAGAGCCCCCGCCGGGGAGGUCCUGCCGGGCCCUACCAGCAAUCCCAGCGGCUCGAGCUGUACGCCCAGGCCACGGAAGCGCUGCUGGAGUCUGGUGCCGCUUACCCCUGCUUCUGCUCACCGCAGCGGCUGGAGCUCCUGAAGAAGGAGGCCCUGAGGAACCAUCAGACGCCCCGGUAUGACAAUCGGUGCCGGAACCUGAGCCAGGGGCAGGUGGCCCAGAAGCUAGCCCAAGGCCCCAAACCUGCGAUCCGCUUCCGCCUGGAGGGGGAAGCGCCAGCCUUCCAGGACCUGGUGUACGGCUGGAAUCGGCAUGAGGUGGCGCACGUGGAGGGGGAUCCGGUCAUCCUGAAGAGCGAUGGCUUCCCCACAUACCACCUGGCCUGCGUGGUGGACGACCACCACAUGGGCAUCAGCCACGUGCUGCGUGGCUCCGAGUGGCUGGUCUCCACCUCCAAGCAUCUGCUCCUCUACCAGGCUCUGGGCUGGCAGCCACCUCGCUUUGCCCACCUGCCCCUGCUCCUCAACAGGGAUGGCAGCAAGUUGUCCAAGAGGCAAGGGGACAUUUUCGUGGAGCAUUUUGUGGCUGCUGACUUCCUGCCGGAUGCCUUGCUUGAUAUCAUCACCAACUGUGGCUCAGGGUUUGCAGAGAACCAGAUGGGCAGGACCUUGCCAGAAUUGGUAACACAGUUUGACCUGACCCGGAUCACCUGCCACUCAGCCCUGUUGGACCUGGAGAAGCUCCCAGAAUUCAACAGGCUGCACCUCUGUCGGCUGGUGAGCAACGAGACCCAGAGGUGCCAGCUGGUGGGGAAGCUGCAAGCCCUGGUGGAGGAGACGUUCGGGAGCCAGCUGCAAGACAGGGAGGUCCUGGACCCGGCCUACGUGGAGAGGAUCAUCCUGCUGAGACAGGGUCACAUUUGCCGUCUGCAGGAUCUGGUCUCCCCGGCACACUCCUACCUGUGGACUCGGCCUGCUGUGGGCCUAGUGCAACUGGGCACCAUUUCGGAGAAAGUGGACGUGAUUGCCAAACGCGUGCUGGGGCUUUUGGAAGGACCCGGUACGAGCUUAACUCAGGACAUGCUGAAUAGCGAACUGAGGAAGGUAUCCGAAGGCCUGGAAGGGACCAAACACAGUACUGUGAUGCAGCUCCUCCGAGUGGCCCUCAGCGGACAGCUGUGUUUUCUUUUUUCGUUCUUAGCAAGGGCCCCCUGUAGCCGAGAUGAUGGUGUCCUUGGGAGCGAAGGAAGUGCGGGAACGAAUACAGAAGGUGCUUUCCAGCUAGAGAGCAGAUGUGCAGGACAGUGAAGGUGGCCCUAGGAACCUGGAUGGGCCUGGAAACCACCUUCAGAGGGAAGCGGAGGGGCCUGGAGCCCAUCAGGAAGCUCGUGGAAGGAACCCCGAGAGGAAACAGUCUGCGGGUGCACACCAAGGGAAGCGGAGGGGCCUGGAGCCCAACGGGAAGCUCGUGGAAGGAACCCCGAGAGGAAACAGUCUGCGGGUGCUCACAGUGCAUUUAUGGAUUCUUCUCACCUCGUGUCUGGUUCGGACAGCUUGUUAUACGGCACAGGUUAGGGGCUGGUUCACAUUCAGCUUAGGCUGCCAGACAGGUGGCUGGAGCAACAGAAAAUUAUUUUCUCACAGUUCUGGAGUCUGGGAGUCCAAGCUCAAGGUGUCAGCAGUUGCGCCUUCCCAGAGGCCUCUCUCCUUGGCUUGCCCAUGGCCACCUUCUCUCUGUGUCCUCACGUGGUCUUUCUUCAGGGCAUGUCUUGGCAUCUCUCCGGGUGUUCACAUCUCUUCUUAGAAGGACAUGGGUCAGGUUGGAGUAAGGCCCACCCUAAUGGCCCAAUUAUAACUUAAUCACCCCUUUAGGGAUCCUGUCUCCACAUCCAGUCACGUUGAGGUCCUGGGGGUUAGGGCUUCAGCAUGAGUGUUGAGGGGAUGCAGGUUAGCCCCUGACAGCGCGGCAGCUGCCUGGACACAUGGGUCUCGGUUCUCGGGCCCCGUUGGGAUGUGGAGCAGGGAAGGAUGGCUGGUACAUGCAGGGCUGAACUGGACGGCAGACCCUCUGGGGCUUGUAAAAGGAGAAGUGACCGUCUGCCAAGGGUGAGCACUGCGUUUUAUACUGCUCUUGGUCCUUGCCCUUGGGGCAUCCUGUGUCUCCUUCUCUAAAGGUCAUCUCUUUCUCUUUUCCAGUUCUCCAGGCCUGGUCCUUGGACUGGACCUUCGCCCUGCCUGUUUUACACCUUUUUCUUCAUAUCCACCUCUUCCUUCUGCCCAUUUUUGUAAGUCAUUGUCUACAGGUUUCUGAAAUAAGAUGUUCUUUUUAUUUAUUAUUUUUUUAUUUAAGUAAUUUCUGUGCCCAAAAUGGGGCUCAAAUUCACAACUCCAAGAUCAAGUCUCAUGCUCUUCCAACUGAGCCAGCGAGGUGCUCCUGAAAUAGAUGUUCUUACUGGGGUAAAUAGGAAUGGCUAAAGUGGAAGGAAGAUGAUGACUGUCUAUAAAGACCGUACUGGAAAAAGAAUAAAUAAAAUAAAAAUUUGGGGGGGAGGCACCUGGGUGGCUCAGUCAUUAAGCAUCUAUCUGCCUUCAGCUUAGGUCAUGAUCCCAGAGUCCUGGGAUUGAGUCCCGCAUCAGGCUCCCUCCUCAGUGGGAAGCCUGCUUCUCCGCUUGUGUUCCCUCUCUCCCUGCCUCUCUGUCAAAUAAAUAAAUAAAAUCUUUAAAAAAAUAAAAUAAAAAUUUUUUUUGAAAGAUCCUGCUGGGGCUUCUAGACUUUCCCCACGUGGCAGCCAGCCUCCAAAUGAGAAACACUGUAGCCCAUCGCCAUUCAGUUUCCACAACCCCAUGAGAGAGGUAUUCUUAUUUGUGUUAUAAGUGGGGAAACUGAGGCUCAGAAGAGUUCAUGAACUGUCCCAAGGUUACAGUAUGAGGCAAAGCAAGGAUUUAAACUCAGGCUUAUGACAACCCACAGUCCAAGCUCAAGUCUUAGCUACGGAGUGACAUCGGGGCCUCUGCUUCUACGGCACAAGCAUGGUUAUGAGAAACCGGCUCAUGAAUUGAUAAGCUGAUGCCGCUUUCUCAGUUGGAGGGAGCUGUCUAAAAAGCGGCAUGUGUCUUCACACUGGGGUUUUGCUCAGUACCGUGGGUGUGGGUGAAGGGACUCCACACAUUGGAAAUAACCUCAAGUCCAUUCCCCCAGGCUUCUGAGAGCAUGGUGAAGUGGUAAAGGCCAUGGAGGCCAACUACUAGACUCAAAAGCCAGUUCUACCAUCUACUCACCAUGUGACUUCUGGACCUCAGUUUCCUCGUCUAUAAAAUGGGGCUGGCAAGUGUUCCUGUCUCAAAGAGUCGUAAGGAUUAAAAUAGAUGUUAUAUGGAAAGUUCUUAAAACAGUGAUUGGCACUUAACCGGUGUUAUCUAUUACCAUCAUCAUCACCACCGGUAUUUCCAUUCUUAGAAAGGGUGAUCUUGAUUGUAAAGCAUAGAAACAUUCAGACUAACUUUAAAAAAAAAAAAAGAUUAUUUAUUUGACAGAGAAGGAGCAGGGGGAGGGGCAGUGGGAGAGGGAGAAGCAGACACCCCGCUGAGCGGGAAGCCCAACACGGCUCAAUCCCAGGACCCAGAGAUCAUGACCUGAGCCUAAGGCAGACCCUUAACUGACCAAGCCACCCAGGCCACGCCCCACCCCCCACUCAGACUAACUUGAACUGCAAAAGGAAUUUAUCAGAGAGGUAGGACUCUCACAGAUCAAACAGGAGGACUUCCAGCUGGACCUUUCGAGAGCCUGGAAUCUGUACCUGCCAACCCACUGGGACUCAAGAACCUCACUUUUGUCCCUCUGAGACUACAGUCUCUAACAUUCAGCUGGGUCUGCUCCCCUCGUCUUCCUUCUGCAGGCCAGCUUUUUCUUUCUCUCUGUACUUGGCCAAUAACUGCCCCAGCCCUACAGCAGAAUCCUCUCUCUUAUCUAGUAUUCCAUGUCCAGAUUCCCAGGAGGAAUCUGAUGGCCUCACUUGGGUCAGCUGUCUACUCAUGGUCCAGUCAACUGUGGCCAGUGGGACAGAGUCACACAAUAGGACCGUGGCUGCAGGGGGGCCCACUGUACUGAGUAGGGAGAGUGGUUCCUUCCCCUCAGCACAUUCUCUGUCAGUGUCCCUCAGAGAGGAUCUUUUCUAGAAAAUUAUUGUUCUGUAACCACAUUUGGAAUUUCAUUUCCAUUGCCUUUAUCCUACUUUGUUUCUGCGUAAUACUUAUUACUAUAUGAAAGUAUAUAGCAUACUUGUACGUGUUUACUGCCUCCCUUACUCUAAAGAAUGUAAGAUUAAGAAAGGCAGGCAGUUUGUCUCAUUCUUGGUUAUAACCAUGGUGCCUGGCCUAUUGCCUGACACAUAGUAGGGAAUCAAGUGAGGAUCUUAUGGAAGAAAUAAGGGCCCCAUCAGUCAGACCAGUGUGUUUAGAAGUGGCAGUCUUCAGCUGGUCUAACUGCCAAAUUUAAUAGUUUCCCAGCAUCGCUUUGCAAGAUUUGCAAUUGUGGUUAGCAGGCUGGUCUGUGGCCUGUGAUUUGCUUUUUGAAUCCAACUAUCUAUGAGACAUAGCAUAUUUUUUUUUUAAGAUUUUAUUUCUAAGUAAUCUCUACACCCUAUGUAGGGCCUGAACCCACAACCCCAAGAUUAAGAGUCACAUGCUCUACUGACUGAGCCAGCCAGGCGUCCCUCUAUGAGACAGACUUUGGACAAAGACUCUGAAGUGAAGGGUGGGGACAAAUGGAAGUCAUCUAUUCAUCAGUUAAUAUAUUUGUCAUAUGACAAAAUUCCUACCUUCCCAGGGACCAAGAGUGAUGAAUACUUAGAAAGUGAGGACCCUCUGGGUAAUAGGAGGGUCCAGAGAGGGCGGCUUUUAAUCUGUUCAGGGGUACUAGAAGGCUUUACAGAUGAAGUGACCUUUGAACAGUGUUCUAAAGGAUGAGUAGGAGUUUCCCAGGUCUGUGGGGGUUGGAAGGGUAUUCCAAGUAGAAGGAGGAGAGGAGAACUUCACAAAGGUGAGCAUGUAAGAGUAGGAGUUGAGGAGGUGUAGAAGUGGCUGAGAAACCAAGCAGAGGGAAAUUCCAAAUGGCCCUUUUUUUUUUUUUAAGAUUUUUUUUAAAUUUAUCUGACAGAGAAAGAGCAUGAGCAGGGGGAGGGCAGAGGGAGAAGCAGGCUCCCCGCUGAGCAGGGACCACCCCCCACCAAAGUGGGGCUCAAUCCCAGGCCCUUGGGAUCAUGACCUGAGCCGAAGGCAGACACUUAACCGACUAAGCCACCCAGGUGCCCCCCCAAAUGGCCCUUCUUUGCCAGGUUAAGGGUAUCAGGGUGCCAUCUGAUGCAAAUAACAACAACAAAAAAAACCCCAGAUUCAAACCAGCUUAAAAUAAGAUUUAGUAUUUCAUGUAACAGGAAGUUCAGGGGGUAAGGCAGGCUCUAGGGUUGGUUAAUUAAACGUCCAGUGACAUCAGUAAGGACCCCGGGUCUUUCCAUUUCCAUCUCUGCUGUAUUGGCCCCAGCCAAUAGCCUUGGGUUGGUUUCCUGUGCUGACAGUUGGCUUGCCUAAAAUGGUUGGGCCUCUCUGCACUUCCUCCUUCAUGUGCUGUCAGAGGUAGUGGCUUUCUGCCGCUCUCCCCCAAAUGCAAAGAAACUUUUCUCCAAGCACCCUUCCCUGCUUUACUUCCCCAUUCUUGAACUUCUGGGAAAGUGGGGGAGGCAUCCUCAUAGGUCAGUCAGACCCAGAGUGGGGGCAGGGCCCACUCUUCCUUGAGGUCCACGGCUGGGUUGGGGAACCCUGGGCACUUGAACAAAUUGUGGGUUCCGUUAGUGAAGAGAUGGGUUAAGUCGUCAGGAGGUGGAAGGUGAGGAGCCAUUGAAAGGUUUUGGGAAGCGACAGGAUCGGAUUUGUGGAUUAUUUGAAAGCUCCUCCUGGCAGCUUUGCUGCAGAGAGAUUGGAGCAGAACCAGACCAGAAGCAGGGAGCCCUGAUAGGAGAGGAUUGGAAAAUGAGGCAAGGAGGAGGACUGUUGUCCGGAUGAAGCCGCGCUUCCUCAUCACAGCCUGACCCUGGUCUGUCUCCCCAGCUGCACUUCACCCUUUACGGCCCCUCACGUGCCCUCUUGUCUGGCCUCCAACCACAUAUGCCUUCCCGAGGUCCCCAGGCACAUCUCCUUCCUGCCUUCAUACUACUGUUCUCCCCACUCUUCUCUGGUUUUGCCUGGUUGCCUCCUUCCUAGCCUCCAGAUCUCAGCUCCGCUAUCACAUCAGGGAAGCCUCUGACUUCUUCCUGGGAGGUCUUCCUGUUGUCUUUCAUCAUCAGCACCCUCUUUUCCAAAGCACACAAUUGGAAUUGAUUGCAUAACUAAUUGUGUAUGUAAGGAGUUCUGCGGUUAUUUGCUGGUGUCAGAUAGUAAAGUCCAGGAGAACGGGGGCGUCCUGUCUUCACCAUUGUACCCCUGGUGCUGAGAACAGCUGUGCUUCACGCAGUGGCUGCUCAGAGACACUGUGGAGUCAAAGCCCAGAUCCACCUCUGAUCGGAUCAGAUGGUCAGGGUGAGCAGUCAAGAGCACAGGGGCUGACUUUGCCGAAGUCGCUACGUUUAGUGAGAAUGCUGCUAUGCAGUGUUCCAGGAACUUCACAUCACUGGUGGUAACUAUUGUCAUUAGUGAAUCACCGGAUAUGAAUGUGUUUUUUUAAUUUGGAAGUCAGUACAAGUUUGUUUUGGCACUCAUGCUCAUUAUCACGGCCUGGGGGAUCUUCAACUUAUCCGUCAUAGCCCUGCCAAAUGUUAGGGUCACGGCCUUUCCCUCUAGGCCAGAGCCCCCCUCAGCUCCACCCCCACCCACCACUCUCCCGAUCCUGAUGGCAGUAGGACAGCCCAGCCAAGGAGGGGAAGCUGUCAUCACCUGGAGAACCCCUCUAAACCGAGUCCAUUCAAUCCUGUCUGUAUUCAUUCAUUUGACAAAUACCUCUUGUGCCAGGCCCUCUGAGGCCUGGGGAUGUGGAGAGGAAUAAUAAAGCCUCAUUAAUUACAGACAUUCAGGGGCGCCUGGGUGGCUCAGUCAGUUAAGCGUCUGCCUUCGGUUCGCGUCAUGAUCCCAGAGUCCUGAGAUCGAGCCUCCACAUUGGGCUCCCUGCUCAGCAGGAGUCUGCUUCUCCCUCUCCCCCUCCCACCUUCUCAAAAGAGAAGGUCCCCCACCUCAAAGAGAUGAGAGUCUCACAUGAGACUAACAAUUGCCGUAAUACAGGUGUGGAGCUGAUGGUGGAGAGGCAAUGGAAUUGCUACAGGGAUAUGGAAUCCUUGGGUGGGGGUGGGGGGGGAAAGCCAGUCGGGGAACACUUCCUUUAGAAGGAGUUGGGUUUUGCCUUUUGAUUUCAAUUUCAGAUAAAUAGUAAUUGUCUUAGUAUAAGUAUGUCCCAGGCAAUAUUUGGAACAUACUUGUGCUAAAAAAUUGUGUGUCUGAAAUUCAGAUUUAACUGGGCUUCCUCUAUUUUUAUUGGCUAACUCUGGCAGCUCCACGCUGACAGUUUGACAGCAGAGGGAGGUCUUUCCAGGCUGAAGGAACAGGACAUACAAAAGAAAGGACUUCAGGUACAAUUAGUUAACAUCUGGUGCUUAGAGCUAGAUAGGGAGAGCCAGAGGAUUCCAGUUCCACCAAUAAUUAUUUUGCAUCUAUAAAGUGCCAGAAGUUCGAUGGUAUGUAAACCCAACCACUGCCCUGAACUCCCAAUCCACUUCCCUAUUGCCCACUUACCUUUUAUCUUUCUGUUGCAGUCCCUAGGCCAGCGGCAUCAGCAUCGCCUGGAGACUAAUGAGAAAGACAGAUUCUUGGGCUUCGUCCCAGACCUACUGAAUUAGAAACUGUGUGGGUUGGGCCCUGCAUGAUGUGUUUUAACAAGCCCUCCAGGUUAUUCUAACAAAGGCCAGUUGGAAAACUGAUCCACUAGUCAAAAUGUUGAAUGAGUGUGGUUGCCUAAAAUCACGUAAGUAACGUAAGCCAGGUGUAAGAUAUAUCUAAGAAGUGAUGAAUGGUCCUUGGCCAGUGGAGAGUUCCUGCCCCUCUAUGGGGCGCAGUCUCCAGUCAUCUCCAGACAUUUGUUGCAGUGAGGAAACCCAGCUCUAGCGUCGCCAGGUGUUUAGAAUUUUCAAGAGAUGAACAUGUGUUAAAGAUUUUAUUUGACUCAUUAGUGAAGACGCUGAGGAGAUGUUACAACCAGUUCAAAGGAGAAUCCACAGGACAAAUUUAUAGAUCAGGAAUAUUGAAAUGAAUGUGCAGGUGGAGACAAACUGGUUUUUCCACGUAGAGCAGGUUGUAUUUUCCCAGGACAAUUCAUUUGCAAGCCUAUAGACAAGAAUAAUUUUUAAUUGCUUUCAGUUAUCUACAGUUUACAGAGAUGUAACAUAAUUCCCAAAGAACCAAAAAGAACACAGAAGGGUACGCUAUAGACAAUUCUUUGAAAAACAAAAUUUCCGCUAUAUGAAUAAUGUUAUAGGUGGAAGCUGUCCCCUGAAAAUUCAUAUGCUGAAGCUCUAAGCCUCUAUAUGUGGUGGUAUUUGGAGGUGGGACUUUAGGAGUUAAUUAGGUUUAGAUGUGGUCACAAAGGUGGAGCCCUCAGGAAGAGAUUAGUAUCUUUAUAAGAGGAAGAGACCACAAUGCAUACUCUCUCUCUCACCCUGUCCCUCCACCUUGGAAGCACACAGCAAAAUGGCAGCCCUCUGCAAACCAGGAAGUGGGGUCUUACCAGGGACCCAAUCUGCGGCACCUUAUCUUGGACUUUCCAGCCUCCAGACCUGUGAGAAAACGUCUUGUUUAGGCCGCCGAGUCUGGGGUAUUCUGUUACAGCAGCGCGAGUUUAUCAAGACCGGUAACAACUGUAAAAGGUUUAGCAUAGAAGCUGGCAAACAGCACUUCCGUCUCUUGUUCAGAGCUUUCAUGACAGUUUCCAUGUGGAAGGGUGCUAUGGGCAGCAAUCUGUCAGAGAUGUGUGUGGCUAGACUUAUUUUGAAACUGAGAUAGCACAACGGUGGUUACCUCACUUAGAUUGUGUAUUUACUUGGGAUAGGGAUGUCCCUGGGCCGCAAGGCUGCAAGAGUCCCUGGCUCUGAGAGUCCCAAACAGAUCAGGUUUGGUUCCUCACUACUGACAAAACCCAAAGGCAGAGAGACAGUGGUGGUGAAGCAAGAAAAGGAUUUAUUUCAAUGAGGCCAGCGGGGAACAGAGCAGACUAACAUCUCAAAGACGUCUCCAGAGUGCUGAAAAUACUUGCAGGUUUAUGUAAGGAACAUGCGGGACAAAGGUGGGCAGUGAAGUCAGGUCAUCAAUGUCUUUGGGUCAAUCACAGGGCGGGGUCUUGCUGGCUCAGGGCCGUCCUUACUGCUUGAGGGGGUAGUUUUGGUUCCCAUCACAGGAUACUUUUCCUGUGGGGCCUUUGCCACAGUUAAGAGAUAAGUUGGAAAGAACUUAAUCAAUUAGAAAGUACAGACUGAGGUCAAGAUGGAAGUGGUUGAAGUCCUCAUUCAGAGACGGGACCUAAAGCCCUAUAGCUACCUCUUACUGCUUCUAGGGUUCAUUUGGCCAUUCAACAAAUAUUUGGUGGCACUAGCAUGCCAGGCACUAUUCUAGGUACUGGGGAUAUAGAAGUGUGCAGAGCAAAGUUUUUGCUUUUAUUAGUGGGGUGAAACAGGCAAUGGAGUAUAGACAGCGUGCUUCGAAGGAAAAUUAUGUGUCGUCUAGGUAGCAUGGCUUUUCAUUGUCUCUCGGACCUCUUACAAGUGGUUACUCCUAGAUGACUGAUAGAAAUGCAAAUUAUUCUGCAGGUUGGGUGGACAGCCCUCACUGCUGAUGGAAAAGCUAGUUUUGUGUCCAUUUGUCCAUGUGUUCCAACACUCCUUUACUCUGUAUACAUUUGCCUUUUUCUUUUUUUAAGAUUUUAAAUGAUCUCUAUACCCAAUAUGGGGCUUGAACUUCCAACACCAAGAUCAAGAGUCUCCUGCUCUACUGACUGAGUCACCCAGGUGCCCCCAACCUUUUUUCUUUUUUUUUCCUAGAGAUUUUAUUUAUUUGACAGAGACAUAGCGAGAGAGGGAACACAAGCAGGGGAAGUGGGAGAGGGAGAAGCAGGCUUCCUUCCAGAGGAGGGAGCUUGAUCCCAGAACCCUGGGAUCAUGACCUGAGCCGAAGGCAGAGGCUUAAUGAAUGAGCCACCCAGGCGCCCCCCUUUUUUUCUCUUUUGAAUGAAUUACAACACCACAUCCGCUCAGUUCCCCUCAUUUAAUUAAAGUUAAAAUAUUUAA
Molecule: messenger RNA, 10704 nt
Organism: Mirounga angustirostris (Northern elephant seal)
Lineage: Eukaryota; Metazoa; Chordata; Mammalia; Carnivora; Phocidae
Gene: EARS2
Product: glutamyl-tRNA synthetase 2, mitochondrial
Exons: 9
Coding region: 83-1699 (538 amino acids)
Biological process (GO): glutamyl-tRNA aminoacylation
Cellular component (GO): mitochondrion
Molecular function (GO): zinc ion binding; ATP binding; glutamate-tRNA ligase activity
Source: RefSeq, a predicted model, not a curated record